Messenger RNA from Leguminivora glycinivorella, 3608 nucleotides. Its product is annotated as protein krueppel-like. Gene Ontology annotation, biological process: regulation of transcription by RNA polymerase II. Gene Ontology annotation, molecular function: RNA polymerase II cis-regulatory region sequence-specific DNA binding; DNA-binding transcription factor activity. NCBI's taxonomy places the organism in Eukaryota, Metazoa, Arthropoda, Insecta, Lepidoptera, Tortricidae. The record is from RefSeq and is a predicted model, not a curated record. The coding region runs from base 181 to 1095 and encodes 304 amino acids. The transcript is spliced from 2 exons.
CGCACGCACCGGUCUCAUCAUUCACGAUCGCGACUUCGCGCCGUGCGAACAUGUCAUCGCGCCCCCGACGUGCUCGUCUCGUACUUCGAACGUGAACUGUUUACAUAUUACGUGUACCUAUCUGGACUUGCGAACUUUCCCGUGGUGCAAAUAAAUGCAUUCUAGCUGAACUGAUGUGAGAUGGCGUUAUCGCUGCAGUCGACACAGAAUUCGAGAGGUGUGUCAGUGAGACCGCUAUCAACAAUGCGUCAAGAAUCAUUACCGAUGUUAGCCGAGCGCCUGCUGGCGACGCGCGCCGCGGCGCUUGUGGCGGGGCUGCCGGCCGAGCUGUACUCGGGCGCGCUGCUGGCCGCCUGGCCGCCGUCGCCGCCCGCGCCGCUGCUGCCCCCGCCGGAGCUGGACCGCGCCCGCAAGCGGCGCCGCACCUCCAAACUCGACGACUCUGUCACCACCUCGCACACCACCGCGCCUCUCUCGCCGCCCUCCUCCGGGUCUUCGCCCGGGGCCGCCGACCCGCCAAGAGAUAAACUUUUCACCUGCAAGAUCUGCUCCCGCUCUUUUGGAUACAAACACGUGCUACAGAACCACGAGCGUACCCACACCGGCGAGAAGCCGUUUGAGUGCGGCGAGUGCCACAAGCGGUUCACGCGCGACCACCAUCUGAAGACGCAUCUCCGCCUGCACACGGGCGAGAAGCCAUACAGCUGCCCGCACUGUCCACGCCACUUCGUGCAGGUGGCCAACCUGCGGCGGCACCUGCGCGUGCACACCGGCGAGCGCCCGUACGCUUGCCCGAGCUGCCCGGCGCGCUUCUCAGACUCCAACCAAUUAAAAGCGCACGCGCUGGUGCACGAGGGAGAUGCGCCGUUCGCUUGUCGUUGCGGGGCGCGUUUCCGGCGGCGACAGGCGGCCGCCCUGCACCGCUGCGCGGGCGGUGGUGGCUGCGAGCCCGACUCGCCGAGCCCACCCGCAGCCGCGGCCGCCGACUGGCGCUGGGACGAGUGGCCCGAGCAGACAGAGCCCGAGGACCUGUCGCUGCCGCGGCGGCCGGCCACGCCGGACUCGCCCACCGACCUGCGCGUGCACGCCGCGUAGUCCCCGCGCUCCACGCGCCGCUGAGCCGGUAUACGAGUUCCUCCCGCGUAGACCCCGCGCCCUACUCGGUCGCAUACGCGCCGUCCCAGCCCGACCCUGUCAUGUAGAUCUCAUAAUGUUUAGUCGAACAUGGAGAUACUUCUCAGAACAAACAUUUAAAAAGUCCUAACAGUUAAUUUUUUGCUCGGUUUCGCACUACUGAGUCAGUCUAGUUAGGUAGUCGUUCGUUCAGUUUUUAUGAUUUAACAUUUGCAGUGUCUACCAUAAAGACACUUUUUAUUAGUGUUACAGUUUAAAAAGUUUAUUGUUAUACCAUUUGCAUAAUCGCAAGGUGAGAGAAGGAAAAAAUGUGAUGGUUUUGUUCCUUUGUUUCGAAAUUUGCAAACCUAAGAAAGAUCGAACCCGUUGCACAAAAGUAAUGCUUUGAUUUAUUGUAGUUGACUAUUGUUUCCAUUCGUAGACAAAAAAUGUGCACGUUACGGUUCGUGAGCGGCGCGUCCGCGGCUGCUCGCCGGCCGGGAACCGGAAUAGCCCGGAGAAGGCCGCGACAUUGACUUAUUAUUUUCCGCGACAAAGGCUAGUUCACAAUCGUUGAUUAUUAAGUAUUGAUUUGAAGGGAAUUCCUCAAAGCGAACAAAGCGGCCGUCAUUGUGUUCGCCCAGAUCCUCGCCUUGCGACAACCGGUUCAGUAUCACCCUCUUUUGUGCGCGACUGCCAGUUUUUAAUCAAUAGCCUCGAGCUCGUUUUGUGCUUUUACAAGCAUUAAUUGAAGUUUUCUGACCGAUAAUACGUAACCGAUACUGGUGCUUUGCUUCAAUAAAAUUAUAGGGGCUGUUUGUUUGUUUGUUCGGUAAAGCUGUAGCUUAGUACCCAGAGAGGCGGCGGCGGCGGCGCGCGGCCGGAGCGCACCGCUUUUGUACAUAAUGCUGUCCCUAAACAAAAUUAUUUAUUAUUUAUCAAUUAGUUUCUAGGUAUUUUAAAAUGUUUUCAACGCCAUUUUCGAUGUAACGAAAUUGGCCAUGGAAAUUAAAUGUGGUUUGUAAAUAUAAUUCUAUGUAAGAAUACCAAUUAGCCGAAUUCUGUUGUACGCGAUUGGGUAACGCACUCGAAGACCGUAAAACUCAAUUAUCGUGCAACGAAUAUAAGGAAUCAUGAAAAUGGAUAAAGAUGUUAACUUUACAAAUUUUUGAAUGUAUUUUGAUAGCGAACAUUAAGGGCCAUGAACGGGUUGCAUUGACAUCUAUUGAAAUAAAGGAUGUUUUGAUAUAGUUUUUAAGAUACAAUUUAAUUAUGUAUUUAAUGUGAAAAUUGUAUAUAUUUGAAUCGUGUAGGGUGGAUGCAAUGCACUACGGGCAUGGCCCGAGUGGCCGGCAGCGCGGCGCGCCGGUGCCGCUGGUGCCGCCGCUUGCUGCCGGCGCGGAGAGAGCAGAAGUCGCAAUUUGUUCUACGGGUAUUAGUUUCCUAUUAGGGUUAGUGUUUAUUGUAUUCGUUUUUGUCUAAUUUACGAUCGCAGAGUAAUUGUUCUCAAUGUUUUAGCGCACACGAUAAAUGUAUGUAAGUAUUUAACAGUGCUACUUGUUGAUUAUUAUUAUUUUAUUUUCAUUAGUGUUUAAGUGUCACGGAGCGUAGGGUCUUAGAGUAGAUCGAGACGGUGUAUAAUAUAAAGAGUUUUUCCCAAAGAAAUUAUUGGUACAAAAAGUAAUGUGUACAAAUUAAAUGAUACUUUCAAUUAGAAGUUGUAAUUCCAUGUUGCAAUGUUGUAUUGUAAAAUAUGGUAAUUAGUGUUAUUGCUACGGUGCCAUUAUCUACCUCAUACGAUAGAAAUACUGCUCCAGGGUAUAGAGCCAAAGUUCUUGGAAUAUUUUCUAUUGUCUACGAUUAUAAUAAAUAUCAUAAGCGAGAGCGAGGUAUCGCACAUCGUCACCUGAUGCCGCGAGCGGCAGAACCAUUUGAGACUGAUUUUAAUUUAAUGAUGUAACUCUUAUUUCUCCGUAUCAAAUAUACUAUAGUAAUGUCGAAGGAUCUCCCAGCAUCGCACCGCCAGGCGCGGUGCAUGCUCGACCGUAGUCCAAACCUUCAUUUGCAAUUUACUUGAGUUCCUAUUUUAUAAAAAGUUUUUAACUUUAUUGUUUUGCUUAAAUUUGUUUAUAUGUAUUUGUUAGUCUAUGCACUAGGUUUCAGUGCCAUGAUAACACAUCGCAAACUAUUCCUUGAAUAAUCUAAGAAGUUAAAUAAUAAGAUAUAUAAAUGUAAAGAUAUUGUCAUACAUAUAGUUUCUGUAAUUCGGUGAUACUGCCAUAAAUCUAUCUACCUCAUGCUCGGACACAGGUUAUUUUAAUUGAUCAUCAAACUGAAUCAAGCGAAUAAUUAUAAUAUUAUUAUGUAAUUACCUCAUAAAGUUACAUUUACAUUUUAAUGAAUACACAUGGCGUGGUACAAUGAAUAUACAUAGUUACAUUUAAUUAUUUAUCAAUGUCCAGUACCAACAUAAUUAUUAUAAUAAAGAGAUGUUU